AGAGAGUAUCUCUCAGGAUCAGCACUUGUGAGAUAAAGUAGCAUUAUCCUUCAAGAGGAGGCAGAAAUGCAUGGUGCUGAAAAGCAUGGACCCAGAUGCCAGACCACUGGAUAAAAGUUUCAGUUCCACCAACUGCCAGUUGACUGAUGGGUUGAUGGCAGCGGCAGCUGUGACUGCAGCGACGCCGGGCCUCAGAGAGCCGCAAGCAGUGGCUGGAGCGCUCAGACGAACACCCGGGCCCCAGACGCCGCGGACACCCGGAGAAGCAGUUCCGGCGCCCUGACGCCUCCCUCGGCCCCCAGCGCACCCCUAGCCCCCACUGCAGAGGAGUCGCAGCGUGAGCGCCCCUCGGCCCACUCAGGACCAGCUCACAGAACUAAGGACCAAAGGCAUUUCUGGGCACUGAGAUCCUCCACUUCUACCCACAGCCAUGAGCCGGCGUGUGGUUCGGCAGAGCAAGUUCCGCCAUGUGUUUGGGCAGGCAGCAAAGGCUGAUCAGUCCUACGAGGAUAUCCGUGUGUCCAAGGUCACGUGGGACAGCUCCUUCUGUGCUGUCAACCCCAAAUUCCUGGCCAUUAUUGUGGAGGCUGGAGGUGGAGGUGCCUUCAUUGUCCUGCCUCUGGCCAAGACAGGACGAGUGGAUAAGAACUACCCUCUGGUCACUGGGCACACUGCUCCAGUGCUGGACAUCGACUGGUGCCCACAUAAUGACAACGUCAUCGCCAGUGCCUCAGACGACACCACGGUCAUGGUGUGGCAAAUUCCAGACUAUACCCCUAUGCGCAACAUCACAGAACCCAUCAUUACACUCGAGGGCCACUCCAAACGUGUGGGCAUCCUCUGCUGGCAUCCUACUGCCCGGAAUGUUCUGCUCAGUGCAGGUGGUGACAAUGUGAUCAUCAUCUGGAAUGUGGGCACUGGGGAGGUGCUCUUGAGUCUAGAUGACAUGCACCCGGACGUCAUCCACAGUGUUUGCUGGAACAGCAAUGGUAGCCUGCUAGCCACGACCUGCAAGGACAAGACCCUGCGCAUUAUAGACCCCCGCAAGGGCCAGGUGGUGGCGGAGAGGUUUGCGGCCCACGAGGGAAUGAGGCCCAUGCGGGCCGUCUUCACGCGCCAGGGUCAUAUCUUCACCACGGGCUUCACCCGCAUGAGCCAGCGAGAGCUGGGCCUGUGGGACCCGAACAAUUUCGAGGAACCAGUGGCACUGCAGGAGAUGGACACAAGCAACGGGGUCCUACUGCCCUUCUACGAUCCCGACUCCAGCAUCGUCUACCUAUGCGGCAAGGGCGACAGCAGCAUUCGGUACUUUGAGAUUACAGACGAACCACCUUUCGUGCAUUACCUGAACACGUUCAGCAGCAAGGAGCCUCAGAGGGGCAUGGGUUUCAUGCCCAAGCGGGGACUGGAAGUCAACAAGUGUGAGAUCGCCAGGUUCUACAAGUUGCACGAAAGAAAAUGUGAGCCCAUCAUCAUGACUGUGCCCCGCAAGUCAGACUUGUUCCAGGACGAUCUAUACCCAGAUACGCCUGGCCCUGAGCCAGCCCUAGAAGCUGACGAAUGGCUAUCUGGCCAGGACGCGGAACCCGUGCUCAUCUCGUUGAGGGACGGUUACAUACCUCCCAAGCACCGCGAGCUUCGGGUCACCAAGCGCAAUAUUCUGGACGUGCGCCCUCCCUCGGGCCCCCGCCGCAGCCAGUCGGCCAGCGACGCCCCAUUGUCGCAGCAGCACACUCUAGAGACGCUGCUGGAGGAGAUCAAGGCCCUUCGUGAGCAGGUGCAGGCCCAGGAGCAGCGCAUCACGGCUCUGGAGAACAUGCUGUGCGAGCUGGUGGACGGCACGGACUAGUGCAGCGCGCGGAGGGGAAGCUCCGAGCCUGGGGGGCCCUGCCGGACCGGGAGCACCCUUGGCCCCGCCCUGGUUCUUGGUCUGGAACUCGGACCCCGCCUCUCUGGGCUGGGGCCGGGGGCGGGACUGGGAAGGGAACUCCGCCCCUCGCGGGAGUCCUGGAUAAAUGGAGCGUCGCAGAGACUCGAGUCUGCCUGGCACCCGCCGGGCUGCGUGCCUCGUCCGGGACUCAGCAGGAGCUGGCCUUGGGAGACCCGGGGUGACAGGGACCUCAGCAAUGGUGCUGCACGGCGAAGCGGUGUCCCCUCUUUCCCCCGGUCAGGGCAGGGGAAGUGCUUAGUAUUAGCGCUAUUCUUGGGGAUAUCUGGGAGCUUGGGCUUGACCUCAAAGGGGUGGCGGCGAUUCGAUGGGUCUCCCCAGACCGACUGGGGUUAAGUUAGGCUUCUCCUUCUAAUCAGUUCACUUGAUUUCACUACCCUAAGUGGUAAAACGUAUGGGUGUCACCCCAGUUCUACAGACAUACACAACCUGUUGGCUGUGGAGCCGAAUCCACCGGCUACACCCAGCAGUCUAUGGCAGAGGGCUCUCUUCCUUCUUUUCACCCACAGGGGAGAGGGCGGCUUCCUCACUGCACCCCCGCCGGAGAACUAAUCAGAAAACUGGCAUGGAAGCAGGUUCACACCCUCCUUCACAUCCCCCCCCCCCCCCCCCCCGUUACCCGCCCCCCACUGCCUCCAGCCUUCUGCUGUGGCCUUGACCCUAGGAGGAAAACAAGACGUACGGAAUGAAAUAUUUUACUAAGUGCUCAGUCUGUGCCUCCUGCAUGGGUGGGGAUGAGGGGGGCAAGACCCAAGCCUCUGUAAAUGCUGUCCCCAGGCUUGGGGGGGACAAAUGCUCAGGACCCACUAGGCAUUCUUUUACCUCAAAACCCUCCCACACUGAGUUUCAGAAAGAACCCCUAACCCGUAGGUGGGUGUUCUUCCCCAGUAAAGCCAGCUAGGAAAAGC
Molecule: messenger RNA, 2856 nt
Organism: Leopardus geoffroyi (Geoffroy's cat)
Lineage: Eukaryota; Metazoa; Chordata; Mammalia; Carnivora; Felidae
Gene: CORO6
Product: coronin 6
Exons: 12
Coding region: 431-1849 (472 amino acids)
Biological process (GO): cell migration; actin filament organization
Molecular function (GO): actin filament binding
Source: RefSeq, a predicted model, not a curated record